GCCACUCCCCUUAUCCCUCUCGUCUUGGUACAUCUCAUUCAAACUUCGGAACGUUCUAAAACCGAACGCGCGGCGGUUAGAAGCACAAGAUCGUGAGAGGGGCCUACGUUGUAGACUUGCAAAGUUUUCCCAAGAUGGAGAAGUUUGGAGAGCUGAAAAUUGGAAAAAAACUGAAUGAAGGAAAGACCAAGGAAGUAUAUGAACUGUUGGAUUGUCCAGGGCAAGUUCUGAUUCAGUCCAAGGACCAGAUUACAGCUGGAAAUGCAGUCAGGAAAGAUCAGAUGGUGGGCAAGGCUGCGAUAUCUACUAAAACCACUGUUUCUAUCUUCAAACUGCUGCAGGAUGCUGGCAUAAAGACUGCGUUUGAGAAACAGUAUGGGGAAACAGCAUUUGUGGCAGCAAACUGUCAAAUGAUUCCUAUUGAGUGGGUCUGUAGAAGAAUUGCCACUGGCUCUUUUCUGAAGAGAAAUCCUGGUGUAAAGGAAGGAUACAAGUUCUGUCCUCCAAAGAUGGAGAUGUUCUUUAAGGAUGAUGCUAACAACGAUCCACAGUGGUCUGAAGAACAACUAAUUCAAGCGCAAUUUAACUGUGGGGGAUUGCAGAUUGAACAGUGUGAAGUAGACAUCAUGACUCAUACCACUUUGGCUGUGUUUGAGAUAUUGGAGAAGGCAUGGGCCACUCAAGACUGUACUCUGGUGGAUAUGAAAGUAGAAUUUGGAGUUUGUGCUUGUACCAGGGAGAUUUUACUUGCAGAUGUCAUUGACAAUGACUCAUGGAGACUAUGGCCUCAGGGGGAUCGAAAACUGCAAAAGGACAAACAGGUUUAUCGUGAUCUCAAAGAAGUGACACCUGAAGCCAUACAAAUGGUUAAGAGAAACUUUGAGUGGGUGGCAGAAAGAGUGCAGGACUUGCUGGUGGCAAAGACCUCUGGAAGAGUGGUAGUGAUUAUGGGAUCCCGUAGUGAUCUUGACCACAGCCAAAAAAUUAAACAAGCUUGUGCAAACUAUGGUAUACCAUGUGAACUACGUGUUUCAUCCGCUCAUAAAGGAACAGAUGAAACACUAAAGAUUAAAGCAGAAUAUGAAGGUGAUGGAGUUCAGACUGUAUUUGUUGCAGUUGCUGGUAGAAGUAAUGGUUUAGGACCAGUGCUGUCUGGAAACUCCACUUGUCCUGUAAUAAACUGUCCUCCCAUUUCUGCUGAUUGGGGUGCUGAAGAUGUUUGGUCAUCACUCCGCAUGCCUAGUGGUCUUGGCUGUUCCACUGUCCUUUUUCCGGAAGCAGCUGCCCUUUUUGCUGCUCAGAUCUUUGGUCAGUUCAAUCACUUGGUGUGGGCAAAGUUGCGGGCAAACAUGUUGAGUACUUGGAUUUCUUUAAAGCAAGCUGACAAGCAGUUGAGAAACCUGUGAUUAAAUAAGUGUAUUACUUGAUGUUUUCACACGUACAAUUUUGGAGUGAAGAUUUAAUUUUUGAAUUAAAGUUUGUACCCAGUUAUCUAAUUUCAAUCCUUUCAUUUCAUUGUAUUGUUCAAAGUUUAACAGAUUAAUGUCAAUUAUCAAUGCAAUAGAUUGGAGAAGUGAACUGUACACUACUCCAUAUGUGAUCUUUUUAUUGCAACAACCUUCCUCUUUGUAUUGUGACCGUGUUGUUACAGCAACAUGUUAUGGACUGCUGCUACAGAAUCAGUUUGAUUUUCCUCAUUUUAUUCUAUGAUCUAAACUAUUACAAUGGAUUUUUUUCAACUGAAUGAGCCUGCUUGAAACUUGCUUUAAUAAAGCAUAUGUUUAGAGAACUGCAA
Molecule: messenger RNA, 1795 nt
Organism: Rhincodon typus (whale shark)
Lineage: Eukaryota; Metazoa; Chordata; Chondrichthyes; Orectolobiformes; Rhincodontidae
Gene: paics
Product: phosphoribosylaminoimidazole carboxylase, phosphoribosylaminoimidazole succinocarboxamide synthetase
Exons: 10
Coding region: 135-1406 (423 amino acids)
Biological process (GO): 'de novo' IMP biosynthetic process
Molecular function (GO): phosphoribosylaminoimidazolesuccinocarboxamide synthase activity
Source: RefSeq, a predicted model, not a curated record